Molecule: messenger RNA, 345 nt
Organism: Capronia coronata CBS 617.96
Lineage: Eukaryota; Fungi; Ascomycota; Eurotiomycetes; Chaetothyriales; Herpotrichiellaceae
Exons: 1
Coding region: 1-345 (114 amino acids)
Source: RefSeq, a predicted model, not a curated record
AUGGCUUCAUCAUCUACCAAUAUCGUCAACUGUAUCUUCUUCGAGUGCGAGGCUGAAGAAGCAGCCAAGUUCUAUGUUUCUAUCUUUCCCAACUCGUCCAUCGAAGUAGUCACUCGCUUUCCGAACGCCGGUCAGGAGAUCCACAAACAGCCUGCCGGACGAGUCAUGGUCGUCAAUUUCACUCUCAAUGGUCACACAUUCACCGCGCUGAACUCCAAGCCUGCGGAAAUCAAGUUCAACGAAUCCAUCAGCUUCCAGAUCAUGUGUGAUUCGCAGGAAGAAAUCGACCAUUACUGGUACAAGUUGAGCGAAGGGGGCGAUGAACCGAGUCGGAGGUGUGGGUAG